Messenger RNA from Capsella rubella, 726 nucleotides. Its product is annotated as WEB family protein At2g17940. The record is from RefSeq and is a predicted model, not a curated record. Lineage: Eukaryota; Viridiplantae; Streptophyta; Magnoliopsida; Brassicales; Brassicaceae. The transcript has 2 exons. Bases 8 to 652 code for a protein of 214 amino acids.
UCGAGUAAUGGAGAGAGGGACAGGUUGGGGAAGUGGUCGGGCGGAGAUAGAUACGAGACCAGCGUUUGGGUCGGUGAAAGAAGCUGUGGCCAUGUUCGGAGAAAAAGUUUUAGCCGGAGAGAUCUAUGCAACUAGGCUUAGAGAGAUACGGACAAAGGGAACAAAACCGAUUGAUCCGAGUCCUCUAUCAAGACUACGAUCUCUAACACUCGAGCUCGAUAAGACAAGAGAAACUCUUACAAGAACACUACAACUAAACACCAUCCUCUCCAACAGAAUCAAAUCUCUAACGCAAGAACUCGAACGUGGGAGGAAGGAGAUGCAACAACUCAGCAGGACGAGGUCGAGUCGUCUAGACAAUCCGGAGAUUGAGGAGCUCAAGUUCGUGGAACAGCAUCAAACGACAAAAACGUGUAAAGAUGUUAUUGAGGAAGAGUUUGUAUUGACGGAGGAGCUAGAGAAGAGGAGACUCGUGACAUUUGCGAGCUCGCCUUUGCUGACACGUGUGAUGUCAAGCGUCAGGGACGAAGAUGAGAGGAAGAUGAAAGAGAAGGAUUUUGAGAAAGACUGCUCAAUCAAGAAGACAAAAUCGAAGAGGGGUUUUGCUCCGUUCAUGGGAUGGUUUAGAGCAAACCGAGGAGGACAUGACUAAAUCUAAUAAAUGUCCAAAACAAUGCUUGGUCAUGUAUAUUCGUUAUAUGAUUUUACAUCGUUAUAUAAUAUAGU